Molecule: messenger RNA, 660 nt
Organism: Mya arenaria
Lineage: Eukaryota; Metazoa; Mollusca; Bivalvia; Myida; Myidae
Product: complement C1q-like protein 4
Exons: 2
Coding region: 1-660 (219 amino acids)
Molecular function (GO): protein binding
Source: RefSeq, a predicted model, not a curated record
AUGACUGGAAUAUUUCAGGUGUUAUUAUUAGUCAGCGCGACUCUGGCCUCCGAGCCAUCGUGUCCAGCGUGCUCCAAAUACGAUUAUGAGGAAAAGAUGCUCGAGAGAAUGAUCCGCAUGGAUUUCGCUUUUGAGAAAUUAGACGAAAAGUUGGAACAGAAUUUGAGCAAGAUUAAAGAGGAGAAAGCACAUCUGCACGAGCUGAUCGUUGAUGACCUAACGGAUCAACAAAAACCAGCAGAACAACAAGCUCUUAUCCCAGCGGUGUACUUUCAAGCUCGCUCUCCUCAGACCAGCAGCCUAACCACAGGAGAAGUAAUAGUUUACAAGACAGAGGAGACUAACCAGGGCAAUGGCUACAGCGCUACCACGGGCAAGUUCACCGCUCCAGUAAAGGGACUCUACAUGUUCUUUAUGCACACCUGUACCAAUUCACAUAAGUUUGCUUUUCUACAAUUAGUGAAGGACGGAUUGAAUCUCAUUGCAAAUGAGAAGCAUGCAACGUCUGGAGUUACCUGUUCAAGUAGCCAGGUUUUUGUUAAGCUUGACAUCGGAGAAAAGGUCUGGGUGCAGUGCUCCGGAGGUGCCUCGACCGUCCAGCUAUAUCAUUCUCAAGCGUACAGUUGGACUAGUUUCGGUGGUGAUUUGAUUCACAAUUGA